Molecule: messenger RNA, 3803 nt
Organism: Ostrea edulis (European flat oyster)
Lineage: Eukaryota; Metazoa; Mollusca; Bivalvia; Ostreida; Ostreidae
Product: leucine-rich repeat-containing protein 56-like
Exons: 4
Coding region: 207-2240 (677 amino acids)
Molecular function (GO): protein binding
Source: RefSeq, a predicted model, not a curated record
CCUUUUAGUCACUCGAAAUACCAACAUGGCGACUUUGCGUCCGUCACAACGGGCAUAGACUGCGUGAACUUUAUCUGGAAUCUUACAGGUUUUGAAGACAAUUCUAUAUGCAUUAUUUGUUCUCAUGAGGGAACUAUAGUUUGGUAAUUAAAAUAACAGGUUAACUCAAAUGGAGUUGGCCUAGCAACGUUUUACCACGUCUUUAAAUGGCAGUUGUACAGGACAGUCUUUACCAUAGACUUCAAAUGAUGAGCUCCGCUUUAGAUAGUCGACCUACCAGUGCCUUGGCCAGAGGAGUACAGAUUACAGAGUUCAAAGAAACUAGAGUAAACCCUGAACCAGUAGUUUUAGAAGACAGUGACCUCUUGUUAGAACAAUACCUUUCCCCAGGCAAAUUAAGACUUCUGACAGAGGUUGACAAUUUAGAAGAUGUUUAUCGCUUGGAAUUAAAAGUUGACACAAAAGAAACAAGUCUGGGGAAUUUUGGUUCCUUACUACCAAGUUUGACACAACUCAAACUAUCGAAUAGCAACAUCCCAUGUAUCCGGGACUUGGGUUCAAGUUUACGAAAUAUCACAGUUCUGUGGAUGUCGAGAUGCGGCCUCUACGAACUGGAUGGAAUUUCUUCGAUGUUGAGUCUUAAAGAACUUUAUCUAUCAUACAAUGAAAUAUGUGAUUUAAGUGCUUUAAGCAUGCUAGACUCUAUACAGAUUUUAGAUCUAGAGGGAAAUAACAUUGAUGAUACCCAACAAAUUCAUUACCUUGCUAUGUGUUCAAAUCUCUCUAGUUUAACACUGGAGGGGAAUCCUGUGUGUGUUUUGCCUACACCAGACAGUAGUGAGACUGAAGAUUAUGAUUACAGAUGGACAAUUAAGAAAAUUAUACCUCAUCUUAGGAUCUUGGAUGAAGAAGCAUUAAUUUCUGAACCAUCCCCUUCAAAGAAGAAGAAUGUAUUUGAUGAAGACUGGGCAUACUUAGAAGAAUUACAGAGAGACGUAGGGAUAGGGGGUUCUACAGAAAGUCUUAAUUCCUCUGAGGGAAGCCAUGUAGAAAACUCGGGGAGACCAGGCACUGCCUCACUUCGACCGACCACUGGGUACCGCCCAGGUUCUGCUCUAAGACCCUCCUCAGGAUUUAGACCACUCACAGCUUCAAGGAGGCCUGCCACUACCUCAGGAGGUAAUGUGAGGCCACUAACAGCAGAAAAAGUGAUUCAUGAGGAGAACGAGGAGAAAUCUGUCACAGAGGACGCCUCCAGUGAACUGACCAUGGGGAGUGUUGUGUGCGGUAAUCCAUCCAAAGCUCUCUUCUCUCGCAGGAAAAUCAACCCUGGCAGCCAACCUAAGAAUGAGUCAACUGGUCUAAAACUGUUCCCACAAUUCCUACACAAGCCAGAGCAUACCUACGAUCCUGUUCCCGAUGAUGAUAAGGACCGAGCUGAUAUUGUGGCUGAACUCAAAGAAUGGAAACAGCAUCAUGAAAAAAUGAUGGAGAAGAUAAAGGCUGAAAAGGCUCCUCAGGUCCUAGUAAUUGAUCAUGAUGAUGCUGUGAGCAUAUCUAGUGAUGAGGAGAUCACAGAUGAAGAAGAGAAUGAUGACUUAGCUUUCAACUUCAGUCCUCUGAAUGACAGAGACCGGCCAGUCAGUAGUGGCCGGCCAGUCAGUAGUGACCGGCCAGUCAGCAGUGACCAGCCAGUCAGCAAAGAGGAAUUUGUCACCACUAGUCCAUUAAUGGAUCUUCCCGCUCCUCCAACACCACCCAAGAUGUUGGGACAGGUCCGUGAACCCCCCUCUGGUGAAUUCCAGGAGGUCAUAAUAGAGGCCUUGAAAAUGGAGGGUCUUACUAAGGAUGGCAAAAGAGAGGAACCAGAAGAUCCCUCACCGACACCCGAAAGCAUCCAACUGAAGACGAGACUGGAGAACCACGCCCUGAAUCCGAACCGCCCAGUUCCUCCCAUUAAACCCCUGGGGAGGAUGACCUCAGAUGGUCCCAUCAUCCCAAAGGCUCCUCCCCCAUCUGCUGUGGGGAGAAACAUGCUGAGCAAAAGUAUGGCCGUCCCAGCGAGGCGAAACAGUGCGAGCAGUCCUGAUUCAGCCUCUCCCGUGAUUGGACCGUCGGCUUCUGUUGACCGCCCUCUCCUGCAGAACCGUCCUUUCACUGCGCGUGCAGUCCUUUCUGGAGUACGGAGGCAGCUGCCCCAAGUUCCUACACUUCCUUCUAAACCUAACUUUCCAAAGUAAAGGAUGAUUACAUUCCCCAAAAAUAUCCUUAAUUUGCCCCGUAAUCUUGGUCCUGGUCUUUAAAUUAUUGUCUUUCAUUUUCGAAUUGUGUGUUUUGAAGAUCCCAUGCAUCAAUAUUGUAGGACAUACAAAAUAAAAGCCAUAUUUGCUACAAUGCUUCAAGUGAAUGUUUCUAAAGGAAAGUUACAUAUAUUUUCAUGUAAACCAGACCUCUUGAGAGUUAAAGGGACUGGUUCACAUUUUUUGAAAGAAAAAAAAAAUUUCACUUUUGAUUUUAAACAUAUCACUCAUUUAAAGUUGACAACUAAAAUUUGGACCUUCUCAAUGCAAAGAUAAGAUCAAUAUUUUAGCCUUAAAUCUGUGUUUUAUAUGUAAACAAUACUUGAGCCUUGUUUAUAUUUACAAACAAACUAGUGAAAUGUGAAUUUUGUAAUUCAAAAUAUUCUAAUUUUGAAGACACAAAUCUAACUUUCAAAAUGACAUAUUUUACAUAAAGAAUACUUUAAAUCUGAUAUAUAUAUCAUAAACUUAGAUUGAUAGUCAAACAUUUUCAAAACUUUGUAAGCAAUACAUACCUCAAUCUUUAAAUAACAAAUAAUAAAUUGUGUAUAAUGAACUUCCUGUCAUAUAAUUGUAUAACCUUAAUUAUUUUGAAAUCUUUUAAACACAUUAAACAGUAAAUUUUGAUCAUUAAAAGUGAAAAACAAAAUUUUAGGGGAAAUCGUGAAUCAAUCCCUUUGAAUGUUGGGGGUGACUGGGCAGAAAUUCUCUCAAGAAAUAUGACUUGGAUCUUGACACAGGAGUGGCAGGUAUGGUGAUGAUGUUAAUGAAUAAUGUAACGAACAUUUGGGCUGCCACAUCAUUGUCACUCAGCUCUAGAAGUGUCGGCAUAGCUGUGAAUUUUGUUAGUUUGUUUCUUUUUCUUUUUUUACACAGCAAGAAGUUGCCAGCAAAUACAUUCCAUAUUUCAAGUCUUGUAAAUCGAAUACCAGUAAUUCAGAGAUUGUACAUGUACAUACCAGUAUUAGUGUUGUUUUUAACUUUAUUCAGCCCCAUUUUAAAGCAUGAUGAUACCAUGAUAAAUCGGAUUGAAGUUUUAUCAAUGUGCUACAUUCUAUUUACAAAUUAGUGGAGUGCUACGAGAUGAACAUUGUAAACAUGGUACAGGUCUUCACCGCAUCACAGGGUGUCCAUUUACAUCAAACAAUAUAAACUGGAUCAAGUCUAGCAAUCACAGAAUGCAUCUCAGCAAUUGUCAUAAUCAAUUCCAAUUAAAUCAUGUUUUAGUUUUACUAUUGUCUGAAAUGCUACUGAAAAUGAAUUUUAAUAAAAAUUAUUACUAGUAAAUGAAUUGAAAUUUGGAGUGGGAUUUUAAAUUUAUUAGGCAACAUGAUUUUGUUUGUUAUGAACAGUAAAUGAUGUGUUUUCCAGGUCUAGAUGUGUCUGUGUGUUGCCAAUAAUUGCAUUUAAUUUAUUGAGUUGAAUAGGCUUUUCUUGUAUCGUUUUCAAUUUUUUUCACCAUGCAUAUGUAGAUGGUUUCACAUUAAAUGAUGCUGCUAUUUU